AUGGAUACAUACCACUUUCAUCUAGUAUUCGACAUUGCUAGCUUUGUCGGCGUGUCGAACACGGCCGCCCUCGUCUGUUGGAGAUUCUGCCUUGCUAAGUUGGGCGAAUUCCCAGGUAUGAAGAAUCGAAAUGGACGGAAGCGCAUUUCUUUACGCACGUGCUUGACUGAGGAUCGCUACCGUGGCACACUUAUCUUCCUCAUACUAUACCUAGCCCUUUUGAUUGUCCUUGAAAUUCGCCUCAGUCAAUGGUCACCUGACACAGAACCGGGUCGUUGCUACUAUUCGCACUUGGUAACAAGUCCGUCAGCUUCACAUCCCACCUCCGAUAUGACUUAUGUUGGCGUUACUGGCUUCUGGCUCAUUCUUAUCGUUCUUGCUGGCAUGUUCGCUGGCGUUCAAAGGAGACGGGCAAUUUUGAUUCUGUCCAUGCUUCACUUUCCACUGCAUCUCUAUAUGACGAUUGUGCUUCGACAGGCGAACCAAGGAAAAUUUGAAGGCGAGACAAAGCACGAGCACGAAUGGGAUUUUGGCCAGACAACGGCUGUGAUUCUUCUAGGAAUUGCCGUUGUAGAGCUGAUCAAAAAAGGCCGAGAAUACUAUAAUUUUGAGCGUCAGGUGGCUAAGAAUGGCAUCCCUCUCCCUACAAGGGACCAAUCACUGGAGGAAGUUGAGAGUGCCACUAAGAAUGGCUAUGUUCUUGAUGAUACGCGCCUGAAAAACGAACAAAUUUCCCAAAAACAGCUUGCUGCUACCAACGAACACUCCGCCAACUGA
Molecule: messenger RNA, 777 nt
Organism: Penicillium macrosclerotiorum
Lineage: Eukaryota; Fungi; Ascomycota; Eurotiomycetes; Eurotiales; Aspergillaceae
Exons: 1
Coding region: 1-777 (258 amino acids)
Source: RefSeq, a predicted model, not a curated record